GACACCGAAAAAAACAUGUUUUCUACGCAAAUGAUGUGUCUCCGUAAUCUCAUAGUGGACACUAAUGAAACACUUUUUACACUUGAUCUUGAAAUAUGUCAUUAUACUUCGACCUUUAGAAUCUUAGUAGAAAAGAAACGACUAAAUCCACCCUCCACCCCUCUGGGACCAAACAAUGACCAACAUGUGGCGUUGGAGUGUACGCCCCCGUAGGGCAAGUAGACUUUCCCACCCACGUGAUGACACGGUGUACCAAAGAAUAGGGUCCUUGAAAAGUUGACCAUUCAGUGCUGUGUCAUGAUCUAUGUAUUACGUAGAUCUUGAGUGUGCUGAUAUCACUGUCUAGGAUCGAAGUCUCCCACCCAGUGGUCAGUGCAGGUCCAGACCAACAAGACUUGAGUUUUGAAAUCUUUUAUUACAUUCAGAUCAAAAUCUUUUGGAAGAAGCUUUAGAUUUACAAGUGUUCAGUGCUUAAAAUGUCAACUAUCGAUAAUUGGUCACAAAUUUGAGUGAAUCGAGUGGACUUCACUAAAAUCAAAUUAAUUGAGCCUAGUUCGUUGACUACCAAGUACACUGAACUUGCUGUUUCUGACGAUUUGUGUUCAGGUCUUCUGCUAUCAUGAAUUCUUACAAAGCUGCACUCUACGCUGGCCGUUUAAAACAGUCCAGCCAAACUGUCAAGCCUUUAGUGCCAAUGAUAUCUCAAGAAACGGAUCCAAUUUAUAAACACAAGUUCCAAACUGCUAGCAUGACAUCGAUCGCAGCCAACACACUCCUAAAAAACAAAAACUCCAUUCUGUACCAGCAUAGCCCAGAGUUUGAACUUGCACGGUUAGAAGCUGGGAUGAAGUAUGAACCCGUCUCUGUGUACCCCGAGAAAGACAAUGACUUCUGGGAAGUAGAAACCUUCACGUCUGCUUUUAACCAGCUGUCAACCUUCAACAAGGUUCUACUCUUUGUCGCAUUGGGGCUAAUUCUACUGACCAUUCUAAUGAUCCCAGUACUCAUUGGCACAGUCUCUUUCGGCCAUGAACUGGAAGCUAGAUUAAAUAAAGUAAUUCAAGAUGAAAGAGAGUUGUUAGAUAUUGGCCAUCAACUGGAAGCUACAUUAAAUAACCUACUUACAGUAAUUGAAGAUUCCUUCUUGAGUGACUCUCUGGUGGCAGAUCUCAAACUGAAAACAAAUGACACUUGUUUCUGUUUGUAUAAUCAACAAAUUGCUUGGAAUGAUGCCAGAGAGUUUUGUCUCAAAUUGGGAAAUGGAGUCCAUCUGAGGGAAAUCUACAGCCAAGACGACGACUCCCUGAUGCCUCUAUUUCAAAAUACAAACCUAACUCGAGGAAUAUGGCUCGGCGGUUCUAACUUGAUGAAUCAAAGUGUCUGGCUAUGGGACUACACAAGGACACCAAUUAGUCAAUGGGAUAACAAUCCAUCAAUUCAAUGGGAUCUUUCAGUUGGCAGCAAGCUAUGUUUGGGAGUCUUCAAAGGGGACAAUGCCAACUACAAACUGAAUGGUGUUGAAUGUGAUGAUGAAAAAUCAUUUUUGUGUUCUGCUAAGUUAGUUGAUUCAGCAUGUGUUUGUUGAAAGUAGCCUCUGUCUUGUCAUCGCCUAAUAUCAAAGAUAUCUUACUAGGCUUCACAAUAAGCAUUGAAACCUAAGUAAUUAUAUAAAAGUCAUGGUAACUCGAAGUUCAUUUUGUUUU
Molecule: messenger RNA, 1703 nt
Organism: Biomphalaria glabrata
Lineage: Eukaryota; Metazoa; Mollusca; Gastropoda; Planorbidae
Exons: 3
Coding region: 620-1585 (321 amino acids)
Source: RefSeq, a predicted model, not a curated record